GAGCCAGUUUUUGAAGUACAUAAAUUCACAGCCCUAAAGAACAGGGUUAUUGCUUUUAUUUCCCAGCUCUUCCAGUUCCCUGCUGUAGCACCAUAGGAUAUUUCCUUGGCUUUCUGUGCCCUUCAGUUUUCCUCUCUUCAGGAGAAUGCAUGGAUACUUUCCUCUGAAAAGUUGUGAGGCAUAAAUAACUUUUCUUUCAGAAGGAAGUUAAAAUAAUUUGGAAAAGUUCAGAGGAACAGCAAGUGCCACCAGCUGCAUUGCCUGAUGCCAUGCCAAGCUGGACAGAGUCUGGCACUGCGGAGCCAUGUUAGCAGUGGGAAAAUCAGCUCCAGACAGAAAGCAGACUUAUUUCUCUCUGCAGAUGUUUUCCAGAGUGAAAGGGCUACAUCUCCGUGAUGCUGUUCUGCUGCCCAUCUCGGCACAUGCAAGAGAAGUGGCAGGUUUAGAUGGAGUUGUCUCCUCUAUGUGUCCAGCCCGGAGUUGCUCACAUCAUGAAGGAGGCAGCAAUGGGCGACCAAGGCACCGUGAAACCUGUUCCUUCUCUGUGCCUUUUCUGCAGGCUUUGCAGGCAGAAGAGAGAAUUAUUGACUCUGUGGCACCAGCAAAGUAUCCAGAAUCUAUAUUUUGUUUAAAGCAGAAACAGUUAUUCGUCAACAGUGCCUUAUUGUGUCAGAAGAAUUGCAUGACCUUUGGUGAAUUAUUUUCUGCUGAAGUGGGGAGCGGCAGAAAUCAUCAUGCAAGAGCUGGAGAUGCACAUCAGCUGCUGAGCUGGAGGGAGCUGCCUGGGAACAGCUACUGGGGACCUUCGGUGGAGACUGGGCAGUCGUCCCGGCUGCUGGCCGCCUGCUGCCAGUCAAGUGACCUGAGAGCUGAAGCCGUGGGCUGCCACCAGACCCGCAGGAACGCUGCUGUUUAGCUGAGGGUGUCCUAGUUAAAAAAACCUCCCAGCGAGGGAGCCUGAGUCAUGAUUCUAUCUAUCCAGUCCUUCUCCCUCACCACCCACCAUGCAAAAUGCCUUGGUUUUAAAAAUAAAAUGCAUGAGUAUUUUA
Aquila chrysaetos chrysaetos is the source of this 1049-nucleotide messenger RNA. RefSeq lists its product as uncharacterized. Bases 305 to 916 code for a protein of 203 amino acids. The transcript has 3 exons. NCBI's taxonomy places the organism in Eukaryota, Metazoa, Chordata, Aves, Accipitriformes, Accipitridae. The record is from RefSeq and is a predicted model, not a curated record.